Molecule: messenger RNA, 1050 nt
Organism: Hirundo rustica (Barn swallow)
Lineage: Eukaryota; Metazoa; Chordata; Aves; Passeriformes; Hirundinidae
Product: outer dense fiber protein 3-like
Exons: 7
Coding region: 1-1050 (349 amino acids)
Cellular component (GO): cytoskeleton
Source: RefSeq, a predicted model, not a curated record
AUGAGGACACAUGCAGGCCUGUUUGAGGACAAACAUGAGCUGCCCCACACCAGUCUGAGCCAGUUCCAUGGUAGCCCCAUGCCCAGCCCCAGAGGAGCCCUGCAGGCAAUAUGGCAGUGCUACAGCAGGAACAGCUUGAGGGUCUCAACAUCACAGUGGGUUUUGCUCAUCACUGGUUUCACUCUCUUCCUGCUCCGGGCGACAAGAAAGCUCUGUACCAGGGCUGUGUCAGGGAAGCCCCUUGGUAGCUCCCCUGUUUUUCCUGUAGUUGCCCUAGCCACCAGCAUGGAAGGACCCUGGGUAGGCACCUGGAGACCUCAUCCGCGACGGGGUCCAAUCCUUGCAGAGUUCAGCACCCCGGGUCCCAAGUACUGGCUCCCUGGGACAACAGGUCACACGGCUCAUGAUCCCACCAGAGAAAGAGCCCCAGCAUACUCAUUUCGAGGGACCAAAUAUCCCGCCGCAGCUGGCUGCUCCCCAGGUCCUCGGUACUUCAUCCAUUCGUCCAUCACCAAGACUGGGAAGCAUGUGGCUCCAUCGGCACAUGUGACAGCACGUCCCAAGACCAAGAUUCUGGUCACCCCUGGACCCAGUGACUACACCACGGAUCCUGCCAACAAACAUGUCUACAGUUCCGCACCGGCAAGCAGCAUGAAGUUCCGAUCCAAGGACUUAAAAGGUUUCCGAACGCCAGGUCCUGGCACUUACACCCUGCCCAGGGUACUGGGACCCCAAACAGUGUACACCCAUGCUGAACCCUGCUACUCCAUGAAGUGGAAGAGUCUGUAUCAGAGCUGUUUUCAAGACCUGGCAAAGACGCCAGGACCUGCAGCAUUUGCCAACGUGGAAAUGGAUGUCUACAAAAGAGCUGCUCCCAAAUACUCAAUGGGACUAAGGACCAAACUUGCUGGCACGGGUAUGCUCCCAGGUCCAGCAGACUACUUCCCAGGAAAGUUGUCACUGACCAAGGCCCGGGACCCUGCUUUCACUUUUGGACUCCGACAUUCUCUCUACAAAGCUUCUUUAAUACCUGAAACACAUCUUGAUUAA